This is a messenger RNA of Aspergillus homomorphus CBS 101889, 973 nucleotides long. Its product is annotated as bZIP transcription factor. The record is from RefSeq and is a predicted model, not a curated record. Gene Ontology annotation, molecular function: DNA-binding transcription factor activity. Gene Ontology annotation, biological process: regulation of DNA-templated transcription. Lineage: Eukaryota; Fungi; Ascomycota; Eurotiomycetes; Eurotiales; Aspergillaceae. Bases 32 to 736 code for a protein of 234 amino acids. The transcript is spliced from 2 exons.
AGCAUCGAUAUUCCUUAUUUUUGUCUCGGACAUGUAUCAAGCCUCAGAUUCCAUUCCUUCUGAAGGGCCCAAAUUCAACACUUCAGGGUGCGAUUGUAUCAGCGUACGCCCUAACUCGCAUGCUUGUACUACCGAGGAUUGGACUCAGAUUUCCGAUCUCGCGGCACGGCGACGCAUUCAGAACCGCAUUGCUCAGCGAACACAUCGUCUAAAGAUAAAACAACGCUUGAAGCAUCUUGAGGAACAAGUUGCCCAAGACCGGAUAAUGUCUGAUAAGACCCCUGUAUCCGUCGUUCUAAUGUCUGACGCAGAAUUGGAUGGGCCGGGGCUCCUUCAGUCGUCCGAUUCCGGUGCAAUUGGUAUCAGAAACCGAUGCAGCGAGUCACAGUCAGGUCAUUUCCGGAGAAGUCGGGAUUCUCCGUUCUCUGAGCCAGAUCCGAGUGGGUUGGCGGUCGCUGCAGCACCGCCUUUUCCAAUGUCUUAUCGACAGUACACGUAUCCCGAUUCGCCUGAGCUCGAACGUUGCCGUGAAGAGUGGAAAUCCAAACCAACUAACUCUUCGGAGCAAGUGUACGUUCAUUCCGAACCUAGUCCUCACCCUUGGGCGAUACCGUCUCAGGAUGGACAAGUUUCAGCAUCAGUGGAACAACCCUUUCCAAAUGAUAAAAAAGAAGCAUCUAACAUGGACGGCAUUCAAAAUCCGAUGGUCGGGAUUAAUCCAUGUCCUAUAAUGUGAUCGGCUCGAACAUUUCGAGCAUUUUUGUAUUUUCGCUUAUUGAAUUCUGAGUGCACAAUGGUCAAAUCUUCACAGACCACCUUUGCUGUUUAGUCCAUGGCAGCUCAUGGCAACGAAUAGAACUAAGGAUAAUAGGAUGAAAAUUACGCUCUAAAUGCCCCGUGGCACUUACAAGCAUGAUCGGCUUAUCUGUUGAAUAGUCCGCUAUCCCAAAUAAUUCUCUGGUGAUUCGCAGUG